AUGCCGAGCAAGGCCUUGCUGCUCGUGGGCAUGGUCAGCUCCUCUCCCAUCGGUGACCCCGACCUCGUCCCUCGUGCUUACCCGCAGAACGGUGGAGGACCCGGCAACUAUUGGCACAAAGAUUUCUUCACUCUUACCUGGAAGACCCACACCCGUCAAAUCCUCACCAACGUCACUGAACACAUGCCCGGCUGGAACCCGUCAUGGGCCAGCCACUUCGCCGUAGACUCCCCUCCUACCAACCAGGUUUCGUUCGGCACCGGCAUCUUCGGCCACGUCCAGAAUAACUGCCCCACCACUGUCUAUAUUCACACUUCGAUCGGUGCGAACAAUGGUGGCCCCGGUGGCGACGAUCCUGCUGAUCCUGUUGCUACCUAUCCCAUCGCUCCUGGUACAACCUACAGCACCAGCAUUCCGGCAGUCAUUAAUGGUGCUGGUGGCGUCUCCAUCAAGAUCGGGCCAGACUCCACUAUGAACCCCGGCAACAUCUACCAAAUCGAAUACACGCAAUUUGCCAAUAGCGAUGGUAAUAUGGCGACUUGGUAUGUUCUGAGCAGCGUCAACGGCGAUCCGUUUGUCGGGAGCGCUCGCUACAUGCAAGUCACCAGCAACAGCGGCGCUUGUAGCAACAUCUACAACGCCCCAGGCUCUGCUGUCGGCGAUUGGCCCAACGUCCAGGGCGAGUGCGAAGCUGCUGGUGAUCUCUACUUCUACCUCUGCUGA
This is a messenger RNA of Recurvomyces mirabilis, 723 nucleotides long. RefSeq lists its product as uncharacterized. The transcript is spliced from 4 exons. Lineage: Eukaryota; Fungi; Ascomycota; Dothideomycetes; Mycosphaerellales; Teratosphaeriaceae. Bases 1 to 723 code for a protein of 240 amino acids. The record is from RefSeq and is a predicted model, not a curated record.